GGCGGCAACACAAUAGCCCAGCGAUUUCAUUCAUACCCUUUGAAGCUCAAAAUCGACCACUCAAGAUGGCGUUGCUAGUUGAUAAGCACCGACCUCGCUCGCUGGACUCUCUGACAUACCACCCAGAGCUUUCCUCACGACUAAAGUCCCUGGCACAAAGCGGCGACUUCCCACAUCUAUUAAUCUACGGACCAUCAGGCGCAGGCAAGAAGACACGCACGAUCGCAACCCUGAAGGAACUGUACGGCCCGGGCGUGGAGAAGAUAAAGAUCGAUGCCCGUGUCUUUCAGACGACGAGCAACCGGAAGCUGGAGUUCAACAUUGUCUCCUCUGUCUACCACUUGGAGAUCACACCGUCGGAUGUGGGAAACUAUGACCGCGUCGUCGUCCAGGAGCUGCUCAAGGAGAUCGCGCAGACGCAGCAGGUCGAUCUCUCGGCGAAACAGCGGUUCAAAGUGGUGGUGAUCAACGAGGCGGACCACUUAACCCGCGAUGCGCAGGCGGCGCUCAGGCGGACCAUGGAGAAAUACAGCCCCAACCUGAGACUCAUCCUCCUGGCCAACAGCACCUCGAAUAUCAUUGCACCGAUCCGGUCCCGCACCCUGCUGGUCAGGGUCGCUGCGCCCACUGAAAAGGAUAUCUGCGCCGUGUUGAGGACGGCGGGCAAGAAGGAGGGGUGGCCAGAGGCGGAUGGGCUGAAUCAGAGGAUAGCGAGGGAGAGUGGUCGGAACCUGCGCCGCGCGCUGCUUAUGUUUGAGGCCAUUUAUGCUCAGAAUGAGAAAGUCACCGACAACACGCCAAUUCCACCUCCCGACUGGGAAGCAUUGAUUGCGCAAACUGCGGAUGAGAUUCUGGCAGAACGGUCACCGGCUCAAUUGUUGCGAGUCCGCUCACGUCUAUACGAUCUGCUGACGCACUGCAUACCGGCUACUACCAUCCUCAAGACCUUGACCUUCCAGCUCGUCGGCAAAGUGGACGAUGCUCUCAAGCCAGAUGUCAUCAAAUGGUCGGCUUUCUACGAGCACAGAAUUACCCAGGGCAGCAAAUUGAUCUUCCAUCUCGAGGCAUUUGUUGCCAAGUUUAUGCGCAUUUAUGAGAGUUACCUCAUGGGCAUGGAGUUUUAAAAGGGACUAGAGUAACAAACAAUGAAUGAGUAAUGAAUUAAUUGUACUAUAACGGGCCAUCUUUCAUUCAACCCAGG
Messenger RNA from Aspergillus uvarum CBS 121591, 1201 nucleotides. Its product is annotated as replication factor C subunit 5. Gene Ontology annotation, biological process: DNA repair; DNA-templated DNA replication. Gene Ontology annotation, cellular component: Elg1 RFC-like complex; Ctf18 RFC-like complex; DNA replication factor C complex. The record is from RefSeq and is a predicted model, not a curated record. The transcript is spliced from 6 exons. Lineage: Eukaryota; Fungi; Ascomycota; Eurotiomycetes; Eurotiales; Aspergillaceae. Bases 66 to 1124 code for a protein of 352 amino acids. Gene Ontology annotation, molecular function: ATP hydrolysis activity; DNA clamp loader activity; DNA binding.